AGGCGCUCGCUGCGUGCUGAUGCUUCACUGACUAAUUCCAUUGUCCCCAGCGCAGUGAUUUUGUAUUCCCCUUUUGUAGAAGACGUUGAUGCAGCCCUAGCUUUUGUUUACUCAAAGUGUAAUCCUGCUGAUUGACUUACAUACACCAACGUUGUCCUUGUUGUAGCAGCUCGAGCACGUAGUUAUUUUCUCUUCAAAUGUAUAUGUAUUGACUGUUAGUUGUUUUUUUACCAUUUUUGAUCUUCAACGACAAGGUACGUCGCUAACCAACACUUGUAGUGAGCAUUGAUUGGCUUUGCCUUUGCAUACGUGUAUGGUUCCCGGGACGGAAGGCGGCCCCUCCUCAGGGGGCCCCAGUGAAGCAAUCAUGUCUACCGGAUUCGGAAGCCAUAGUUAUAACGCCCACAGCCACGGCCAACAGCUGCGUGGGCCUGGUGAGGAGCUCCCUCUCUUGAAAGACUGGACCCAGCAGAUGGAACAAGCCCGGGUAUGGCGCAUUCUGAAGGCAAAAAUGCUUACGCCCUGGCGCAGUCAGGGGUAUUGCCGGGCACUUUGUGCGUUUUACGUGUCUCUCAUUGCGUACCUAGUCACCGUCAGCUACGUCAUGUCCACUCGCUUGCAGCAGCAUCCGGUUCCCAGUCGCAAUUGGGGUUGCCACUACAUCCACCAACUACCCAGCGCUUUCCUGAGAAUAUUCCGUAAGGCUUGUUUCUUCAUGUUAUGAAAAGUUUCAUCGAACAGCAUCGCAAAUAAAAAUAUCCCUUUAUUUACUAGCUCGAGCUCAUUUCGUUGAUGUUCAAGAUUUUGAGAAACUGAUGUGCACCAACUGCAAUCGGAAUCACCGACUUUCUUGUGCGAGGGGAAUCGUUCCGGUGUUUUUUCUUUGUGAAGCCGCAGAAGAGGUAUAUUGAUGGCGAUAUCAUCUGGUCGUGAAGGAACUUCAUGAAAAUAAAAUUAAAAACUUUCUACAGUGGUUCCGAUUCCGCUGGCUUCCUUGUUGUUUGGAAUCGGUGUGCUGCGGUACCCGUUGACCACCUGGAUGAAUGCGCUGGUAUGUUUCUGCCACGCGUUCUGCGGACUCUGCAUUGCGUUCAUCUUCAUUGUGGACGAGCUACCCGGGUUCGAGGCGCCACUAGACUCCUAUGGCUUUCGUAGCUACACGCCCUUUCACUUCGUUCCUGCCACCGUUGGUUAUUGUUUCGUCGAGGCCGGUCGAGACAUCGCUUGUCUAGUUGCGAUCGCUGACGCCGUGGUAGUUACUAUGACCUACAAGCAGUGGCGGAAAAGCACGGUAUAUUAAAUGGCGACUCAGACUUUUUUGUGUCGCUGGUCGGAUUAUGUCUUUUAGAGUGAGAGAAUUACACCGGGUACAACUUCAACUUGUGGUUGUGUUCUUUUCUUUAUGUCGCUGCGGCUGCUGGUCACAAGAUCCAAAACCGAUGAUGAUCGGAGCGCGUCCGCGUGGCGCACCACCUUGAGCAGGUCGUGUGCACUCCUUCGGAUUGCAUUUCUGAGGGCGUGGCUUGUUCACAGGGAUCUGCAAACGUAAAGUGGCCGUCGCGGUCACCAAAAUCACUGCCUUUAGAUGUUCUCGCAACUUGAGCAUGAUGACGGUGAUGAAGCUGAAGAAUGAAAUGGACAAUACGAAUACAAAUAACCUGAAAUAGAAAUACAUUUAUUUCUAAUGUAUUUUUCCACCAGAACGGUACGCGCUGAGGCCCAGAAAUAUUCGUAGUAGCAUCGUGAUUUGGGUCAAACCUUGCGUAUAUACCCGGGCGUGGUGCCCUCGUGGAACAGCUUUUUUGACGCUGUGCAAAUAUAAGGACUUUAUUGGCCUACGCGCGCCAUACCAUGCGGGUUGGCUCUUCGGAGUCUUCUGGUUUUUGCUUUUGUCUUUUAGGCACGUCUUUCCGGGAUCCCGGGAUUUUCGGGAUCCCGGGAUUUCUCGCGAAACUGGUGAAAAAGUGGAAAAGUUGCGUUGUUUUGACAGCGAAUCACGAUGGUAGGCCCUCUUUUUCACGAGCUUUUUCACCGUGAAAAAAAUCGUGAAAAAGCGCACCAAUUGCGUCGCGAAUCGUGAUGCUACGGGCCUGUUUCCGGAGUUGGUUUUUCCUGGUUUUCCGCGAUAUUUCGCGAAAGCCGCGCAGCCAAAUCACGACGGCAGGGCCCUUUUUUCACGAUGUGUCUCACCGUGACACAAAUCGGAGAAAGCGUUGCGCAUCUAUCUCGAACCGCGAUGGUAUGCGCCGGCUUCCGGAGUUGGUUUGCGUGGUUUGUCGCGAUCGCCGCGUUUGUGAGUCUCGACGGGGCGAUCGCGACGGUGUGGCCCGUGUUUCACGGAGCGCCCCCCCUUGCGACGCUUCUCGCCAGGCUUGUGGGCGGUGUCGCGGGGACCCAAUCACGAACGUGACCGCGCACCGCGGCACAUGUGGGCAGUAUUUGUAUUAAUUUCCGUUGCGCGCCCGGGCGCGUGUCUAUUUUUCCCUUGCCGACCCCUGCCGGCGCCCGCGUGUCAGAAUCCGCACGCCCUACCAGCGCGCGGCCAGACGACAUACGGCUCCGACGGCUCGGCGCACUGCGUGCCCUGGCGCAUGUGGGCGCCAGCGCUUGGGGGCAAUAUUUCCCCGUGCGUGAUGAGGGCAGUAUUCCCCGCCACACUUCUUGGCUUUGCCUGUCGCGCGUUAUGUGUCUUCGGUUCUUGCUUGCGCAUUCGCCUCACGCUUCAUGUCUGCCUGGUUUGGUUGGUUGCUGGUUGUCAAUACGCCCGAACGACAACGAUGCACCAGAACGACAACGCGCGACCCCGCCGCGAGUUGUCGCUCUGGGGUAUUGAGAGCCAACCCGCAUUCACAGCCAACCCACAACCAGCACCGCCGCCGCGAACUCCCUCGGCACGCCCGCCCGCGUAUCGCGGCCGCGCUGGCUGCCGGGAAUGUGAUGGCGCGCGCGGGCAGCAUUUCGGCUGCCCCUCUCUUUCCCUUCGGCCCGCGCCGAAGCACUACGGCUGGGGACGCUUUGGGGCCCCUCGGCGCCGCGCGCGGGCGCCUCAGUGUGGUGGGCCUUGCUACCCGCCGCGCUGCCUUACGGCUCGGGCCCGCCCGGCCUACGGUUGCGGCCCCCCGGACGGGCGGACCACUUACAGAACAGCCACCACCGAGGGGCGCGGCCAGGCUGGCGCCCAACAGAAGCGGCGCAGUGGUUAGGUCCGUGGUGAGACCCGCGGGCGCAAUAGCUGUGCGCAACAGGAGCCGCGCAAUGGUUAGGUCCAUGCUGAGGCCCGCGGGCACAGUAGCUGCAGUUCCCCCCCCCUCCCAAACAAGAUGGCGGACCAGCGGGCCAUCCACAGCACUCCUCCCCCCAACCAGCAAUGCGGGCGGCCUGCAAGGCAGGCGCCUAGCACGUGGGCGGCCCCCUGCGUGCCCACGGCCAAAACAAAUCGGGCGGAGUAGACCAGCAAGGCAGCCGACUCUAAGCCCCAAAGGCUGGGGCUUCCCGCCUCUUUUCCCCAAAGCUGACUGAAACCAUCCAAACGCGCUGGACGGUGGGGCCUCCCAAGCUUGCCCCUUACAGGCAGGUAACUAAGAAGGUGGAGGCCCGUUCCGGACCUGAUAGGGCGGGAGUGGGGGCCCCCUGCGGGCGGGGGCGGCAGGGAGGCGGGGCUCCCUUGUGGGCAAGGAGGGCCGCGGGGGCCCCCCGCGGGAGGGCAGGAGACCGCUUUCGGCCGCCAGCCCGCUGGAGGCGGGGGGCCCCCUGCGCGCAGGCAAGGAGGCAGGGGCCCCCCUGCGCGUGGGCAGUGAAAGAAGGAGGCGGGGGCCCCCCUGCAGCCGCCGUACCCAGCGGCCGGGAGGGCGGGAGCCGGGGGGCCCCCCCUGCAGGCGCGAUGCCCAGCGGGCGAAAGGGUGGGAGGGGGGGCGGGUAAGGAGGCGGGGGCCCCCUGCGCGUGGGCAGUGAAAGAGGGAGGCGGGGGCCCCCCUGUAGGCGGGAUACCCAGCGGGCGGAAGGGCGGGACCCGGGGGCCGGGGCCCCCCGUGGGGAGGAUACCCAGCGGGCGAGAGGCGGGAGGGCGGGGGCCCCCUGUUUUCCCCGAGGGUAUGCUCGACGCAAAAAUAGCAACCUUCGCCGUGCCAUCGUGUUAAAAAGCCUGGGCCUCAGCACGUACCGGUCUCUUUUCCAAAUGCUUACUAAUACAUGCGCGGCACCAGGAUAAGAAAUCUAAAUGAGUUCAUUAAUUACUAUCUUCGAGCGGCUGGCGAGGGCGAGCUUGUGAGUCCAGGAAGAGAGAAGAUAAGGGUCGGCAGGUUAAUAGGUAUGCGAGGGCUGGGUCCCGCCUCAUCCUCAAUGCGUCGCUAUAAUGCAUCUCCUUUCCUAAUAAAAGCGGGCAAGCGCCCCGUCUCGGCUAAACGCCGCCCGAAUCGAUUGCGCGAUCGAAAUGCUCCCCGCCCUCCCGCCCUGGAGUGGUGUCAGGAACGCGCGUACUCGCUGGUAGGCUUUUGUUCCUACCCUCUUCCCCAUCGCUGUCAGACGAGUAUGCGCCCUACCGCCUUGACAGAGCGGCGUCGGCGCAAGACAUGUGAUACAAAUUCCCUUGAAGUCGAUAAAAUGCGCAUCUGAUUCAUCUGAACGAAGCAGAUUCGAUCGAUGUUGUUGAAAUAUCAAAACUUCAGGCGGACCAUGAAGAGGGGGAAGGCAUGAAAAUGGCCUCGACUUUGAUGAAAAACGGUUUUCCAAAGGAGAAGGCGACUCUGAGUGAGUAUAUGCAGAAGCAGGUCGCUCUUUACCAGAAACGGCAGUGGACCAUCCAGGCCUUUCACAAGCUGGUGCUGGUCAUGCAAGGCAUCGCAGUCAUGGCCGUAAUCGUCAUUCUCCGGGUUUUGUACGUUCUAUAUCUUCAUGGCGCCCACCAUUGGGUAUUUUUGGUCUUCGGUUUCAUUCCCCGGGAGGACGCACACUUCAGCUUUCAGGCGGACUUUCUGCGCGACAUUACAAACGGCCAUCUCUGUUAACGCAAUCUGGGGGAAAAUCUUCCAAGAACCUUCCGAAAUGUUUCCAGCGCCCCAACUUUUCAGGGCGUCAGUAGAUUGCAAACUGAAGGGCGCCCCAUUGCGCUUGCGGUGGGCUGGGCCGCAUCUAUAUCAGGGCGGUGAAUAAUCUGACGCACAGCAUUCCGCCGGGCUCAAUUUUUGAGCCGCAUGGCACGGCGAACCGCGCAAAGCGCCUGCCAUUGCCGGGCGCUGUCUUUUCUUCAGGCGCCGCACGCUAUCGGUUCGCCUGAUUGGUAUGCAGUGAGGCCAGGACCGUUCUAGUCUGGCGGCCUCUCUGCCAGGCACCAUGCAUGCCGGCCGGCAGUUUUCAAGCGGCGGCCGGAAAUGCAAAAUGCUUCCGCCCCUCGAGCGGCCGGGGCCUUAAAUGCAAACCGGCGCAGCAGCGUGCUAUCGAUUUCCAGCCGAUGAAAUGACGCAAGCAAGGGAGCCCGCCGGCAAAAGAGGCGCCCUCUGACGCGCCCAGCGCCUUGAUUUCUAGCGAUUCCGGCUGCCCCGAAAGGCGCGCCAGAAAAGUGGUAGCACGAAAACGGCAUCACCGGGUCCGCAUGGUGUUGGCUUGAUUUUGUCCCACGUUGGCUCGGGCCUCGCAAAAGACGCCACCAACCGGCCGCCGACCCCCUAGGCGCGUGGGCCGAUAGACCCAAGGGCAGGGGCCGCGUUCUUAUUGGCAAAAAACAAAAGAAGCGCGCCCCACCAAAAAGCUUAAGCGGGCCCGCAUGUUAAUUAUCCCAUUGGGCCGACCCCGGACGCCCACACACUCACAUGGAUGGCUUGCUCCGACGGAGGCCCAGGCGGGCCAUAGCAUGCGGCGAAGGCCUUCCGUUUCGAGCCCAAGUGGCAUGCUGCUUUCGGCCGUUAUUUCCAUCGGCCCCCGUGCCAUCGUGCAUAACAUUAGGCACGGUGGCAUGGUGGCCAUAAAAGUUGCGUCGCUUUUUGGCUUCAAGCCAGAAAAUAAUCGCCUGCGGCCUUACUUCCGCCUUUCCUGGGCGCGGCAUGUCUUGGUGAGGGGGGCGGCGCCCUUCUGGCCAUGCCAUCAGAGCAACGAACCAGAGGAAAGCGAGGCGGCGAACCCGCCUCCUGGGGGCCCUGGCAAGGUGGGCCCGCCGGCGGCAAGGCGCCGCGCGCAGCAGAUUGCGUGCCGGUUGCCGGGCGAAACGGCGCGGCGCCUUUGAAUAAGGAAAAAUAAUCACACGAGAGUGAUGUGCCCCGGAAUGGCCCCGAAAUCCUUCCGAAAUCCUUCCGAAAUGUUUCCAGCAAGUUGCAAAAAAGUGCCCGCCUUUUUCAAUGAAAAAAUGGCAAAAAAGUGACGAGCCCGAAACAGGCUUAGUGGAAGGAUUUGGGAAGGAUUUCGGAAGGAUCCCGGAAACAUUUGGCGCCUUACAAAUUCACUUUUCAAGAAAUUUUUUUUUUUGUGGUCUGCCACUUGCUCGGGACGGUCGAUCAUAGCACCGGCGGAAGGAUUUCGGAAGGAUUUCGGAAGGAUUUGGGAAGGAUUUCGGAAGGAUUUCCGGGACGUCCUGGACGGAGUCUCGGAAGGAUUUCGGAAGGAUUUCCGGGACCUUCCCGGAAGGCCUUCGGGAAGGCCUUUGAUUUCAGCGGGAUUCUUCGUCCGGUGGCACUCCCCAGGGCCCGAGAACCAGCUGGCGAGGUGCCGCAGGGGCCGCCCCGCACGCAGCUUGCCUAAGCCUGCCGGCCGAGUUCUCUAGGCUAGGUAGGGCCGCUGGUCGCUUGCGCGGCGGGCAGUUUCGGUGGCCCGGUAGCCCUUUGCGGGUUUUUUGUAUGUAGCGCGCCCAUGGACGUUCCGGUCUGGCGGGUUUUUUUGCGAGGUAUUUUGCAAAAUGCCCGGCAGGCUUCAAGCGGCCGGCAGUGUUUUUUCCGUCACAUAAAAAGCAUCCGCCCACUGUCUUAUCCAGCAGCCGGGGCGUUGAUAGCAACCAGCCAAGCCCAGUGGUAUUCGUAGUCUAUUGGUUGGCGCUUGAUAAAACGACGCGCGGGGGCUGGCAAAGGGGGUGCCCGUCCGAGGCGCCCACCGCCUUCCUUGGCUUCUGCCGAUUUUGGGCGCCCAUGCAUUUCGGGGCGCCAACAGAGCAGCAGCCCGGGAAAACACCGAGCCCGCAUCGCGGGGGCCCCAUUUCGGCCCGCGUUCGGGCCUCGCAAAUAAAGACGUCACCAGAGGCGGCCUUGCAGAGGCGGCCUGAAGGCCAGGCCUCACGCUUUCCCGAGCGAGGCGAAAGAGAAAAAAAAAGCGCGCCCAGCCAAAGAUCGGAAGCGGGCUCCUGUGUUAUGGGCACGAUUUCGGGCGCCCAGGGGGGGGCCUGCCCUGGUGGAGGCCCAGGCGGCGCCUCAGCUUGCAUCCGGGGCAAGGCUUCUCUUUUCGAAGACAAAUGCCUGGCAAUUUAUUUCGGGCCGUUAUUCACACCGGGCGCCGUAGCGCCGUGCGUAACAUUUGGCGUGGUGGCCAUACACGCUGCGUCGCUUGCUCGCUACGCUUCUUGGCUUCAAGUCAAGAAGACCGCUGUGGCCCCACUUCCCCCACCGAGGCGGCUACUGUUUUGCAGCUUUCUUUCGGUGUAGCGCGCCCAGGGAUCGAGGGGUAGGCCCCCGGAUGUUGUGGCGCUGGCUCAGCGUGGUGAAACGGGCGCAGAUCUUUCACAGCGCGAACGCGCGCCGCGCAUCAGCGCACUGGCUGGUCCUCGUUGCCGUGAGUUGCCUACCCCAGCAAGGCAAAAAAGUUAGGAGGCAACCCAGCUGCGCUCAGGGUCGAGAGGGCGCGGGCAUUGGUGGGGUGCUGGAACGAUUUGGGAAGAUUUUUGGAAGAAUUCCCGUGCGGGUGCGUUAUCAGGCGGUCCGUUUGUAACGACAUGAUUAUGACGCUCGCCCUGUUCUAUACCGUAUGUAUCAUGCCGCUUGCCUUGGUGUGAAAAAAAAAAACAUCCUCACGGUUUUUCUUGGAUUGCGUAGAUACUUGUGACAUACCCAUACGACAGGGCGGUCACGUAUCUACAUCCGUUACCUUGACAUGUCUAGCCAGCACCUCUUCUUCCUCUUGCCGUUGUGUAUCAAUACUUGGGAAGAUCGCGAUCUUUUGUACGUAUCUAUCAGUAUCUUCCUGAAUUGUGCCACUCCCAGUCUCUACUAUGUGGUAGGUGUUGAGUGUGAUAGCGUUCGAAGAACUACUACACGGGACCGGAUUUGCGGUAAUUUUCGGUAAAGCAAAAUAAAAGCGUCCUGCUCCUUUCACAGUCUUCGACCGAACUUAGGAAUAAAACUUCGUUUUUUUCUGGUUAGAUAUGAUAGAGAAGACAGCAGCACAACAGUAUAUUUCAUCUGCUCUGUACCUCCUCGAAUUGAAAAUUAAUUUGUAUUUAGUUUAACUAUAUAAUAUCAUCUACUCGAACUCGCCGCCCAUUCCUUUUCGUAUUAUUUCGGCAGCUGUAUAUGUACGUUUGCAAUGAAUUGCAUUCCGAGGAUGUGUUUUGAUUGUUUGCGUUUCACAUGGUUCUCUCUGCCGUGCAACAAGAGGAACGGACAGCAUUUUUAUCGUCAUGCUAGCUCAU
Amoebophrya sp. A120 is the source of this 8599-nucleotide messenger RNA. The record is from the annotation of a GenBank genome assembly. NCBI's taxonomy places the organism in Eukaryota, Dinophyceae, Syndiniales, Amoebophryaceae.